Messenger RNA from Diuraphis noxia (Russian wheat aphid), 2373 nucleotides. RefSeq lists its product as uncharacterized. NCBI's taxonomy places the organism in Eukaryota, Metazoa, Arthropoda, Insecta, Hemiptera, Aphididae. Gene Ontology annotation, cellular component: extracellular matrix. The record is from RefSeq and is a predicted model, not a curated record.
AUAGUAUUAUUAUAAUCUGUCAGUUCGAUCAGCGAUCAUCAUACAAUUAUUAUAAUAUUAUCGUAUAUCMAACAAACUUAUCCACACAAUGGCAGCCAAAGCCUUAAUCUUAGCCUGUUUGGCCAUUCAAGCCAACAUCAUUGCUGGAUUAGAUUGCUCACCUUCAUAUUCGUCUGGAUAUGAACAGAAAGAACAUUCUUCUCCAUCGUAUGGUCCCAAGCCUCAAUCUUAUUCUGCUCCACCAUCAUACUCUUCUCCUUCUUCAUACUCAGCUUCGUCAUAUGGCCCCAAGCCUCAAUCUUAUACUGCUCCACAAUCAUACUCUUCUCCUUCUUCAUACUCAGCUCCAUCGUAUUCCGCACCUUCUUACUCUGCUCCUUCAUAUUCUUCUCCAGCUUAUGGCAAGCCACAAGCUUACUCUUCUCCUUCGUCGUACUCAGCCCCGUCAUACUCAGCACCAUCAUACUCUGCUCCAGCCCCGUCAUACUCAGCACCAUCAAACUCUGCUCCAUCAUACUCCGCACCAUCGUACUCUGCUUCUACAUAUUCUUCAGCACCUCAAGCUUAUAGCAAGCCCCAAUCAUAUUCCGCUCCUUCUUAUAAUGCCCAAUCUUACUCAGCUCCUUCUUACUCUACUCCAGCUUACGGUAAACAACAAUCUUACUCAGCUCCUUCUUACUCUGCCCCAGCCUAUGGUAAGCAACAAUCUUAUUCUACUCCUUCUUACUCUGCUCCAGCCUAUGGUAAGCAACAAUCUUAUUCUGCUCCGUCUGCAUCCUAUGAACAAUCCAAAUACCCAGUAUCACAAUACUCAGCUCCCUCAUACGAAGCCAAGCCACAGUCAUACUCAGCUCCCAAUCCGUCAUACAAUACCAAACCAUAUCAAUCCGAAUCGACCUACCCAUCUUACCCAAGUCAAAAAGCUCACGCUGAAGAAUCUUACGCACCCAAACCGUACAAAUUUGAAUACAGCGUGAAUGACGAACAUACAUAUGACAUCAAAAGCCAAAAGGAAGAAAGUGACGGAUACCACGUAAAAGGAUACUACACUUUAUUGGAGGCUGAUGGUUCCCGUAGAACUGUCGAGUAUACCGCAGAUGAAAAUGGAUUUAACGCGGACGUUAAAAAAGAAGAAGCUCAAGGUUACAACAAAGCAGCUCCAGCGUACAACAAGGACUCUCAAACUUAUAAAUCUGCACCAGCURCCUACAGCGCACCCUCAUACAAUAAACAAGAAUCCUCAUACGGUGCACAACCUUCUUAUAACGCACCUGCUUACAACAAACAAGAAUCUUCAUACGGUGCCCCAGCCAAACAAUCUCAGGAAUACGAAGCUCCGUCGGGAGAAACCAAACAAACCAUGGCGUUCACUAUUUUUGCAGUUUCAGCAUGUUUAUUAUUGUCGGUCGCCAACGUCACUCCUAUCUCCGUACCAUCGUACCCAUCGCCGUCGAGUCCGUCUUCUCCAUCAUACUCGCCAGCUCCGACAUACUCGCCAACUCCGUCGUACAGCUCAGCUCCGGCCUACAAACCAGCUCCAUCGUACAGUCCAGCUCCGUCGUACAGCCCAGCCCCAGCCUACAAGCCAGCCCCGGCAUACAAGCCAGCCCCAGCGUACAAACCAGCACCGUCUUACUCUGCUCCGUCUUACUCGGCGCACUCUUACUCAGCGCCCUCUUACUCCGCACCUUCUUACUCCGCACCGUCUUACUCCGCACCGUCUUACUCCGCACCGUCUUACUCAGCACCUUCUUACUCAGCACCGUCUUACUCCGCACCGUCUUACUCCGCACCAGCACCGUACAAAUCGCAAGAACCCGAGUACCCGGCUAAGCCAUACAGCUUUGACUACUCUGUCAACGACUACCAAACUGGCGAUGUCAAAAGUCAGGCCGAGUACAGUGACGGCAAGAACGUGAAAGGUUACUACAGCCUUAUCGAGGCAGACGGAACCAAAAGGAUUGUCGAAUACACCGCUGACGAAUACGGUUUCAACGCUGUCGUCAAGAAGGAAGGCACUCCAUCGUACGGCUCCGCCGCUCCAGCUUACAAGGCCCCCGCUUACCCAGCRGCCCCAGCUUACCCGAGCCCUGCCUACUAACGAGUCCCUCACCAUGACUGUUCCCCUAUAACUGUGUUAGGCGUCGCCUAAAACAAAUGGCAAACAUCGAAAAGUAAUGAUAAUAUUAAUGACAUUUACGACUGUGUAAUAUAGAAUGAACAUUGAACAUCGUGACGUGCUAUCGUUGCUACGCCGUUUUGUACUGCACGUAGAUACAACUGUUUUACGAACUAGUAACAAAAAAAUUAUUAUUAUUAUUAUUAUUAUCAUUUAUUUGUUGUAUAAGUCUUCCUAAUUUUAUUUUUUAUGGU